This is a messenger RNA of Thunnus maccoyii (southern bluefin tuna), 4350 nucleotides long. It is a transcript of the gene amd1, whose product is annotated as adenosylmethionine decarboxylase 1. The record is from RefSeq and is a predicted model, not a curated record. Lineage: Eukaryota; Metazoa; Chordata; Actinopteri; Scombriformes; Scombridae. Gene Ontology annotation, cellular component: cytosol. The coding region runs from base 189 to 1199 and encodes 336 amino acids. The transcript is spliced from 9 exons. Gene Ontology annotation, biological process: spermine biosynthetic process; spermidine biosynthetic process. Gene Ontology annotation, molecular function: adenosylmethionine decarboxylase activity.
UAUUAGCUAGCACUCGCUAACGGUAUUCUCUGCAAAAGGGAAGACGGUAACUCAAGAAAAAUAACACCUGGAUUGCUUAAAGGACUGUACCUCAAUAAAUUAUAUAAUUGAUCGAGGAAGGGUUAAUUAAGCUGAAAAACGUUACAACCGACGUUUAAUAUUUUUUUUGGUUGGGUGUCUGCUGUCUCAUGAUGGAGGAUAACGGUGCACAUUUCUUCGAGGGAACGGAGAAGCUGCUGGAGGUGUGGUUCUCCCGGCAGGAUGAGACCAAAGGAACCGGGGACCUCCGCACCAUCCCAAGGUUUGAGUGGGACAAACUUCUGGAGAAUGUGCAUUGUUUGAUCAUAAGUGUGACAAAGACUGACAAGCAGGAAGCUUAUAUACUCAGUGAGAGUAGCAUGUUUGUCUCCAAGAGACGUUUCAUUUUGAAGACAUGCGGAACCACCCUCUUACUGCAAGCACUGGUGCCUCUGCUGGAACUCGCCAGGGAGUACUGCGGUUUUGAUGCCAUCGAGAAUUUCUUCUACUCCCGCAAGAACUUCAUGAAGCCAACCCAUCAAGAGUUCCCUCAUCGAAACUUCCAGGAAGAAGUGGACUUUCUCAGCCAGAUUUUCCCAAACGGCGCAGCCUACUGUAUGGGACGUUUGAACUCUGACUGCUGGUACCUGUUCACCCUGGACUUACCAGAGUUCUGGGAGAACAAGCAUGCAGAUCAGACGCUGGAAGUUCUGAUGAGUGACCUCGAUCCAGCCAUUAUGGACCAGUUCUAUAUGAAAGAUGGUGUUUCUGCAAGUGAUGUCACUCGUAUGAGUGGAAUUCGUGACCUGAUACCAGGUUCUGUGAUCGACGCCACAAUGUUCAACCCUUGUGGAUACUCAAUGAAUGGAAUGAAGACUGACGGAACUUACUGGACCAUCCACAUCACCCCAGAGCCGGAGUUCUCCUACGUCAGCUUCGAAACCAACCUCUCCCAGACGUCGUACGAUGAUCUGGUCAGGAAGGUGGUGGAUGUGUUCAAGCCAGGAAAAUUUGUGACUACGCUGUUUGUCAAUCAGAGCUCCAAAUGUCGCAGUGUCUUUUCUUCUGCCCAGAAACUCGAGGGCUACAAGCGCCUCGACCGCCAGUUGGCUCAAUUCAACGAUUACAAUUUUGUCUUCACAAGCUACGCCAAGAACCGCCAGCAGAACCAGCAGAGCUGAGGGUUGAGGAUGAAGAAGAGGCGUAAAAAGAAAGGCGGCCGCUCGGGGCUCCCCCCCUGCAGCCGGCUUCACUCCCCAGUAGAGAGCUUGUUGCCCUCCUCCUCCUCCUCCUCCUCCCCACCUCUCCCCCCGCUCCGCUGCUGUCAUCGUCGAGAUUCUCCCGGUGCUGACGAGGUCGCGAGCCCUAGUUUAACCUCCAGUUUGAGUUGUUUGCAUUGUUGUACCUGUGACUUAGAUCUCUUGCAUGAAAGCUCUUUUCUCUGUCUCGAUAUCCUAGCUCACUCUUGCUGUGAUCUUGAAGUGCAUGUAGAGGAAUUAAACACGCUCCGUUUGAGGCUGCCCACCUGUGCCCAGUACAACGGCCCCUUCCUGCAGGUCUCCCCCCUCAUCCCACACAGACAAGGCUUCCGCCCGCACUAGGCCAGGGCCCUGACAUGCUCAGAUCAGUCCGCCUCUUUGUGAGCGUACCAAUCCCUCAGCUCGUCCAUUUUUACUGUUACAAAUUUGACCCACAAUUUGCUCUCCGGUGUGACAAUUAGAACCAUUUAUACUGUAAUUGAGGAGUGCACUUUAAAGGAGAAAAAACAAAACAAAAACGUUUACUCAUGGUACGAAAAUGAAGUUGAAUUCAUCAAAUAAUUGAAUGUAUAUGUCGUGGUAAGCUUUUGGCCAUUCUAAUCGUUUGUUACAUUGUCAGGAUUUGUUCCUGAGAAAACCAAUGCCAUACUUGCUGUUUUUAAUGUUGCACUAUUGGGUAAACGGUUUGCAGCUUAUUGGUCGAUGUAGAGAUGAAAGAUUUACUGCUUUGCUGGGCUUUGACGCUGCCUCCCAACACUCGCAUUCAUUCGUUCCACCUCGACAAUCAUAUAUAGUCCUCGUUUCCCCGAAUAGACGGGCUUUUAAAGUUGUAUGUAUGUGUAUGAAUAAUUUAAGACAUCAGCAUACGCACUUUUUUUUUUUUUUUUUUUUUUUUUUUUUUGCACCCAGGCUCCUUUCUUUUACAGCAUGCUGUAUCUAUAGGAAGCUUCUGGGUACCAGUCAUAUUCAGCAGUCUAAUUUUCCACACUGACGUGAAUUGCUUAAAUGGAAAAUGUGCAAACUGAAUGUAGCACAGGCCGCGUAAAGCGCUGUGUCCCCCCCCCCGCCCCCCUCCCUCCCCCCGUCUUUCGAAUGUACACGUCUCUAGAGAAAAGCCUGGACCAGGUUUGAGCUGAAUGUACGACUCCAGGAGAGCACACUCCUCCCCCCACCCACCCUCCUCUCUUCCCUCUCGCACACAUACAGUUCACAAUGCCCUCUGCCGACCAGCCCAUUGUCUAGCUCCCAGCAGGUCUCCCCUCUGCCAGAGUCAGACCGUCAGCUGGCCCCAGAACCGUGACAUGACAAGAGCCGGCCCUCCUGGCUGCGCCUGCGCCCCGCUCUCUCUGAAUGGGGGGAAAUAAUGAAUCAGACACUUUUCUGCUUAGUGCAGCGCUUGCCCAGCAAAGCAUUUUUCUUUUUCCCACAUAAUAUCCAUCCUCUCUCUGUCUCUUUCCGCCCCAUACAGAAAUCUGUAAGCACACAAUAGAGGCCCACCAGUCUGAGCAUGCCAGGGUGAUCCCGGAUCAUUCCACAUCUAACCGCUGCAUAAACUGCCAUUUUAUUAAAUUUAUUGUGCCCAGACAUUUUUUGCAGUGAAUUGGUCGAAAAUGUGACUCCCUUAGCAGUUUUUUUUCUUUUUUUUUUUUUCUCCCUUUUCUUUUUUCUUUGUGUUCAGAUCAAUGCCCUUUUGUUCGUUGAGGGGGAAAAAAUCCUGUGACACUAUGGUGCAUGUGACUACUAGUGCCGUGUUGCUUGACAGUGUAGUGUAGCGCCGUCUCUUCCUCCUUUUUGUCAGUAGGUCUUUGUGCUUCACCUUCCUCUUGUUUUACCAGCUGAAGCGUAGUUUGAACUGCCGCAUCCUGAUGUUUCGGAUAGGCGGGGACUUCUUUUUUUUUUUUUUUUUUUCCAUUUUUCUUCUUUAAGAGUCGGGUUAACUUGUAAUUAAUCUUUUUUCAAGUGCUUAAAGCAGGUAAAGUUUCUCAUUUAUUUCUUAAUGAGAGCUUUGUCAAGUGUCCAAGUUUUGUCUUCUCCGCCUGCUGUUCAGUUCACUGGUGUUCACGAUGCUUCUCCUGCCAGAGAAUGCAAGUUUGAAUUUUGAAGCGGAGAAGACCCAGCAGAAAUCCUAACCUGCUUUCAGCUCUGCGGUGCAGUACAACAUGUUCUUUUAAAAAUAUCUACGAUGAUUGCAACAUCACCUGUAACAAUGUGUUCAUCUCCUAAGGCACUCUGGCUCCUAGUUGGACCAGUAGAUGAAAAUGAACGGUUCGUGUAAGAACUAGCAGUUAAGUUGACAGUUGGAAUAGUUUCCCUCUAGUUUGUCUAUUAUGGCUUUUUGGAGUGGUUCCAUUAUUUUCCUGAGGACCAAUCUCUGCUCUUAGAUGAACUGCUCUCAGCUUGUGCCAGAUGACUUAGGUGAUCUGCAGUGACUGUUACAGGUCCUUUUUUUUGUGAAGUCGCACAUUUUAGGGAAUUUAAACCAGCACUGUUUCAAAAUACUGUAAGCAUUUAAAUGCUAGCUGUUCUUGGAUUAAGUACACUUUAGCCUUGUUGGUGUGGCUCAUUGCUAUUUUGUUUUUAUUUUUAUACAGUGAACUCAAAAUGCAUUUUUGCAGUUGAAUGGUAAUAGAAUUUUUUACAAAAAGAUAUUUUGUAUUUUUCUGCGGACCAAUCUUUUUUUUUUUUCUUUUUUUUUUUUUUUCUUCCCCUUUUGUCCAAAUGUUUUUGUUGUAAAACUAGUGUUCAAACCAGUUUGUUGUGAAGGUAAGGGAUGACGUUCUCAAAGCUGACUGGAUCAUGUAGCUCUUUUUUUUUUUUUUUAAUUUUUUUUUUUCCCACUUUCCUUUCCUUUUUAUGAGUCUUCCACUCAAAAGGCUCCAGAGGAAAGGAAAGUAAGAAAAGCCUCCCCAGGGUGAGAGAGGGUGCAGUUGCAGGAUGUAUCAGGAUGUACUGAAGGAGAAACUUUGCUGUUCUAAUUCUUUCUUUUGCUGUUCUUUGGAUGGUCAAGAUGUGCUAAAUAUAUCUGUGCUACGAGCUUGAUGCUUCAAUAAAGAUAAAAGACUUAUCUGUGCAA